Messenger RNA from Notechis scutatus (mainland tiger snake), 1859 nucleotides. The record is from RefSeq and is a predicted model, not a curated record. NCBI's taxonomy places the organism in Eukaryota, Metazoa, Chordata, Lepidosauria, Squamata, Elapidae.
CAAAAGCCAGAUUGCUUGGCGCGCGGGCGGGCGGCCAAGCGCCCGCGGGGCCGGUGAAAUUGUUCCGGCGCGUGCUUUUCGUGUCUCUUGGACGGUGUCCGACGAGGCUCAUUCCACGGCCGCUAUCCUCUCCCUUAGGACCGCGUAGGCCUGGAAAAGCGAAGCCUAACGAAGGAGGCCCUUAAGAAGUUGCGGCGAGGCCAGGCCGGCGGCAAUGUCCGUGAGGAGCGGCGAGGGGCGCGCGGUUGCGUUGCUGCGGGUGACCACGACGGCGACGACUACUACGGCGACAGCCUCGAAGGCGCGGGGCCUGCACCGCUUCCUUUCGUCCGCGCCGGCCUGCCUGUUGUCUGCUUUUCCUCCUCGCCACGGAGCCCUGCCGGGGCUCUGGGCCCGACAGUGAGCCGCCUCGGGCUGGGCCCGGGCGGAAGAGCGCGGAAGACCGAGAUUGCGGGGCGCAGGGAGCUGCCGAGGGGGGCAGCCUGAGCUUCGGCCGCUUGAGCAUGGGAAUCCUCUUCACUCGGAUAUGGAGGCUGUUUAACCACCAGGAACACAAAGUGAUAAUAGUUGGGCUUGAUAAUGCCGGAAAAACUACCAUUCUUUAUCAGUUUUCUAUGAAUGAAGUAGUGCAUACUUCCCCAACAAUAGGUAGCAAUGUGGAAGAGAUUGUAGUUAAUAAUACACGCUUUCUUAUGUGGGAUAUUGGAGGCCAAGAAUCUCUUCGAUCAUCAUGGAACACAUAUUAUACAAAUACUGAGUUUGUAAUAGUUGUUGUGGAUAGCACAGACAGAGAGAGAAUUUCUGUAACUAAAGAAGAAUUGUAUAAAAUGUUAGCACAUGAGGACUUGAGAAAAGCAGGCUUGCUCAUCUUUGCUAACAAACAAGAUGUUAAAAACUGCAUGACGGUAGCUGAAAUUUCUCAGUUCCUAAAACUAACAUCUAUUAAAGAUCACCAGUGGCACAUCCAGGCAUGCUGCGCUCUUACUGGCGAAGGAUUAUGCCAAGGACUUGAAUGGAUGAUGUCAAGACUUAAAAUCAGAUGAUUCUAACUCUGUACAGACAUUGUACAAAAGAGAACUGGCUAUUUGGCUGUGAAUUAUUGGCUUGUGUAUAUUUAUAAAAACAAGAUGACUUUUUCUUUGCUACUUAAAGAGAUUUCAAACAAGAGAAAACAAUUGGAAGCUCAGCCUUGACUUUCUUUGAUGAUUUCUUUGAACUGACAUUUAAAUACUGUGGCUGGCCUUUCUUUUAUCAAGAAAUAAUGUGCAGAGAUCAAAUACAAGGAAGAAAUUUUAACUUUGACUUUUUAUUAUUCAAGUCUAACUCACUAAAUAGAAAUGCUGACUUUAUUAUUUCCACAAAUCAGAAAAGAAAAUCAGUGGUACAGGUAUUGACUGUUUAGUAUUGAAACCGACUGGGAUGCGUUUCAGAAGUGCAAAAAUGUUCCUAUAUGUGAACUAUGUGUUUAUGUAAUUAUACCUCAUGUUAAGCUUGAUUAAAAUCUGUUGAGCAAAUUGGUUAAUAUCAUUAAUUCUGCCAUAGUACUCCUUAAGUAGCAGUAUGUGAUUUGAGCCACUUGGGACCUAUUUGAGUUCCAUGUGUUACAGCCAAUCUUUUUUGUCUGACCACUGAGCAGGUUCUGUCAGGACAAAUUCUUUAUCUACUUUCUAACUCCUCUCACUCUUCACCAGAACUUUGGUGAAGCUGUAGCAAGCUUUGGGAUACGUAGGAGGGGGCUGCUAGUUGAACAGGAUGCUGAAAAUGUUGAACCAGGUCAUCAAAACCCUGUGCAAGCAAUGUUUUGUAUCACUGUGCCAGUAGGUUUGGGGUCAAACUGUUUGAAUUUGUAAUGGUUUAUU